Molecule: messenger RNA, 216 nt
Organism: Dentiscutata erythropus
Lineage: Eukaryota; Fungi; Glomeromycota; Glomeromycetes; Diversisporales; Gigasporaceae
Source: the annotation of a GenBank genome assembly
GGAAAGCAGGGUAAAUGGGUGAAGUGGGAUAAAUGGAGAAAGCGGGGUAAAUGGGAGAAACAGGUUAAAUGGGGGAAACGGAAGCGAGGUGAAGAGGGAAGCAAGAUAACAGAUGACGAAGAAGAAGAUAAUAAUGAUAAUAAUCAUGUUUAUAAUGAUAAUAGUAAUGGUGAUGGUAAUUAUGGUAAUAACAAGGAUAACGAUACAAUCAAUUAA